AUGAAUAAGUCUGGACUGCCGCUUACACUAGCCAUUUGUGUUUUAGGAUUGUAUAGUACUUUCUUAACAUGGUCUAUACUACAAGAACGUAUCAACACUAAACCUUAUGGAGAUAAUGAAUAUUUUCAAGCACCAUUAAUCAUCAAUAUCGUUCAGGCACUACUUGCAUCUAUUGUUGGUUUCAUCUAUACAAGGUUCACAACACCCCACACUUCUCCAUUUGACGUGUUUACUAAAAAUGGGAGACAUGGUCUUUAUGUAUUGAGAUCUUUAUUGCUCAUUUCAUUUUGCUCGAGUUUAGCUUCACCAAUCGGCUACAAAUCGUUAAAUCACUUGGAUUAUCUUGCAUACCUUCUAGCCAAGUCAUGCAAGCUUAUACCCGUCAUGUUUGUGCAUUUCAUGUUAUACCAGACGAGGUUUCCAUUCUACAAGUACGCUGUCGCCGGACUGGUAACAUUGGGGGUCAUAAUGUUUACUUUGGCCCAUUCAAAAGAGACGACUAAAGUAAAUGAUGGGAACACAAUGUUGGGCAUGGUUUACUUGGUUGGAAGUAUGUUGCUUGAUGGCUUGACUAAUUCUACGCAGGACCAAAUGUUUAAGAUUCCAUUAAAGACCAAAUUCACAGGAGCCAUAUUGAUGUGUACGUUGAACUUGUGCAUAUUUUUGAUGACCUUGGCGUAUACUGUGAUUUUCCAAUAUGAAGAGAUUGCAUACACAUUGGAGUUUUCUAAAAAGUUUCCUGAGUUGUUUUACGAUAUCCUUCUCUUUGCAGGGUGCGGAGCUGUGGGUCAAGUAUUCAUCUUUAUCAUCUUGGAGAAGUUUGACUCAAUUGUAUUGAUUACUGCAACAGUGACGAGGAAGAUGCUAAGUAUGAUCCUUAGUGUAGUGUUAUUUGGACACCAUUUGAACUUGAACCAAUGGGCAGGCGUAGGCUUGGUAUUUGGAGGCAUUGGAUAUGAAGCUUUAGUCAAGUUUCAGCAAAAGAAAGUGAAGGAUGUAGAGAAGGACAAGACAGUGAAGGUUAAAGUUAAUUUUAGAGCGAAAGCAAAAGACGAGUAG
Lodderomyces elongisporus is the source of this 1059-nucleotide messenger RNA. It is a transcript of the gene HUT1, whose product is annotated as Hut1p. Lineage: Eukaryota; Fungi; Ascomycota; Pichiomycetes; Serinales; Debaryomycetaceae. Gene Ontology annotation, cellular component: endoplasmic reticulum membrane; Golgi membrane. Bases 1 to 1059 code for a protein of 352 amino acids. The transcript has a single exon. Gene Ontology annotation, molecular function: UDP-glucose transmembrane transporter activity; UDP-galactose transmembrane transporter activity. The record is from RefSeq and is a predicted model, not a curated record. Gene Ontology annotation, biological process: UDP-galactose transmembrane transport.